CAAACAAACAAAAACAAACCAAAAGCGGCGAGCGAGGCGUUACCUCCUUUUCUGCCCGUAUUUUCCGUUUCCCCAUGGCGGAGGGGCUCUGGGCAUCGCCUCCACCCGGCAAUGGCUCCGACUGCCCCGACGGCGCCCGCUGGGUGCUGCGGCUGCUGGGCGAGUGCGCACGGGACGGGCGCGAUGUGGGCAGCGCGCUGCUGGGGCUGAUCUCCAUCGGCUGCUUCGCUGCUGCCGCGCUGCCGCAGUUCUACCAAGCCUGCAAGACAGGCAUCAUGGACCGGGCGCUCUCCAUCUACUUCCUGCUGGGCUGGCUCGGUGGAGACCUCCUGAACCUCAUCGGCUCCUUCCUGGCAAACCAGCUGCCCCUGCAGGUGUACACCGCUGUGUACUACGUGCUGGCAGACCUGGUGAUGCUUUCCCUGUACGGUUAUUAUAAAGCCAAGAACUGGGGUGCAGGAGCCACAGCUUCCAUCAACGCCGCCUGCCUCUUCUCCCUGCUGGGAACAGCCACGACCCUCACGGUGCUGAGCCGCGACGCAGGCCCAGCCCUCGAUCCUGCGGCCUUCAGAGGGAGAUCUCUGCUCUCCUUGGGCCCGGAGGGGCCUGGCCCUGAGCCCAUCAGCAAGACUGAGAUCAUCGGCUUCACCAUCGGCUCCGUCUCCUCCGUGCUGUACCUCUGCUCCCGGCUCCCCCAGAUCUACACCAACUACCGGAGGAAAUCCACGGCCGGUGUCUCCUUCCUGCUCUUUGCCCUGGUGAUGCUGGGGAACUUGCUGUACGGCACCAGUGUGCUGCUGAAGAACCCGGAGCCAGGGCAGAGCGAAGGUGACUACAUCCUGCAUCACCUGCCCUGGCUCAUCGGCAGCCUGGGUGUCCUCUCCCUGGAUGUCAUCAUCUCGUUCCAGUUCCUCGCCUAUCGCACAGGACGGCCCAGCGCUGGUGAGGAGCGAGAAGCACUGCUUGCUGAGCACGGUGACAGCUGACAGGGUGACCGCAGCGCUCCUGGUCCUGUCCUCUUCUCUGUGUGGUGCUGGGGAGAGGGGGAUGCAGGGCAGAGAUGGAUUGGUGCUGCUGAGACGUUCUGCCUGGCCUGGUGGCACGCACUGCUGCUGUGAGACCUCGAGCACCACCACCAGCGGUGGAUCAACGAGAAAGCAAUCAGAUACCUCAGGAGGUCGCCUUUCCCUGUGCUGAGCCCUGCAGAGGGCGUGGGGUGGCCGACCAUCACUGUGUGGUUCUUGUGUUGCUGCCUUUGGACUUUUGGAAGACGGGGCAGCGACUGGAACCCCUUGGAACAAGGAAAGGAAGGUGCAGGGCAGCCAAAGCGUUUCACGUUAUUGGUAUGGCUCAGGCUUCCAUAAAACAUUGCCCCACGUG
Lagopus leucura (white-tailed ptarmigan) is the source of this 1380-nucleotide messenger RNA. RefSeq names its product solute carrier family 66 member 1 (gene SLC66A1). Bases 75 to 986 code for a protein of 303 amino acids. The transcript has 8 exons. The record is from RefSeq and is a predicted model, not a curated record. NCBI's taxonomy places the organism in Eukaryota, Metazoa, Chordata, Aves, Galliformes, Phasianidae.